Musca domestica (house fly) is the source of this 929-nucleotide messenger RNA. RefSeq names its product RWD domain-containing protein 4. Bases 158 to 787 code for a protein of 209 amino acids. Lineage: Eukaryota; Metazoa; Arthropoda; Insecta; Diptera; Muscidae. The transcript is spliced from 2 exons. Gene Ontology annotation, molecular function: protein binding. The record is from RefSeq and is a predicted model, not a curated record.
CUUAUUCUCUAUUCCCGCUUUGUUUCUCUUUUCACGGCGGCGGUGUUCAAAUGGAGCUUUGUAAUCUGGGUGAAUUCUUUCAUCGCGUUUUUGCCUUUUUGAUGUAACCAAACAAAUCCCGCAUAAUUAAUUAAAUUUAUUGCAUGGAAUUGAAGAAAUGUCAGAAACAUUAGAGCUACAAACCGAUGAGCGGGAAGCCUUGCAGUCUAUCUAUGAAGGUGAUGAGGCGUUUAAAGAAAUCGAUCCGACAACAUUUCAGUACAAGUAUGGUGAGGAAGACAACUUCAAAUCGUUUCUGGUGGAAAUUAAAUGGGGCGAAAACUAUCCAAAUGAACUCCCAGCCAUAAAUAUGGAUACAUUUUACAAUAGAAAUUUAAUUCCUGCUGUCAAACAAAAAAUCCAAGGUGUCCUCAAGGAAGAGGGCGAACAGUGGCUAGGCUGUGGUAUGACAUAUACUUUAUUCGAGUGCCUCAAAGAACGUUUAGAUGAAUUAACAAGUGAACAACCCGAACAUGUGGCCACCCAAUCAAUCGACCUGGAAAAGGUUGGUGUUAGUGCAAUUCAAAUAUCGGACAAUACAGACACUCAAAAGAAGGAAGUAAAAAAGGAGCAACUAACCAAAGCACAGAAACGCCGACAAUGGGAAAGAACUGACAACAAAGGUGAACGUCCUCGCGGUUGGAAUUGGGUUGAUAUUGUUAAGCAUUUAUCACAAACUGGUUAUAAAGAAGAACAAAAGGCAAACGCCGCGAAUGCUGCCAAUAAUAGUCUUCCAGUGAGUGGUUGAUUGUAAAUGUAUCAUAUAGAUGAUUUGAGUUUUAGUAAAUACAGAACCGCUGCCUCUGGAUAUAAUAUAAGUUUUAUACAAAAAAUAUCGUUUUUGUAAAAUUCUCAGAAAAUAAAAUCAUAAAAACAAAUAAUUGGAUAAA